This is a messenger RNA of Hemibagrus wyckioides, 883 nucleotides long. RefSeq names its product parkinson protein 7 (gene park7). Gene Ontology annotation, biological process: protein deglycation, glyoxal removal; guanine deglycation, glyoxal removal. Bases 90 to 659 code for a protein of 189 amino acids. Gene Ontology annotation, molecular function: protein deglycase activity. The transcript has 6 exons. The record is from RefSeq and is a predicted model, not a curated record. NCBI's taxonomy places the organism in Eukaryota, Metazoa, Chordata, Actinopteri, Siluriformes, Bagridae. Gene Ontology annotation, cellular component: cytosol; nucleus.
GCGGCAUUUGGAGAUAAGCCGUGAUUUUACAGCUCCAGCGCUUUCUGCUCCGCUAUCUCCCAGUUCCUCCUGGUUUGUUGGUGAAAGUCAUGGCUGCAAAGCGAGCUUUAGUGAUCUUGGCCAAAGGAGCGGAGGAGAUGGAGACAGUGAUACCGGUGGACGUCAUGCGGAGAGCCGGGAUUGCCGUGACUUUGGCAGGAUUAACAGGGAAGGAUCCUGUUCAGUGCAGCCGUGACGUCCAAAUCUGUCCAGAUACGAGUCUGGAGGAAGCCUCGAAACAGGGCCCAUACGAUGUGGUUCUGUUACCCGGAGGACUGCUGGGAGCGCAGAACCUGUCCGAGUCUCCUGCUGUGAAGGAAGUGCUGAAGGAGCAGGAGGGCAGGAAGGGUCUGAUCGCUGCCAUCUGCGCAGGCCCCACAGCACUGUUGGCUCAUGGAAUUGGUUACGGCAGUACGGUUACGACCCACCCAGGUGCCAAAGACAAGAUGAUGGCUGGAGAUCACUACAAGUAUUCAGAGGCCCGUGUUCAGAAAGAUGGACAUCUGAUCACGAGCCGAGGUCCAGGCACUGCCUUUGAGUUCGCCAUGGUCAUUGUGGAGGAGCUGCUGGGAGCCGAGGUGGCCGCUCAGGUCAAAGCACCGCUCAUCCUGAAAGACUAACAGAUUCAUUUAUUGAAUGCUAAUUAAUUAAUCUGUACCGCACUUCAUCAGACGGAGCAGCAAAGCAAAUGACAUACUGUAUGUGAGAAUUACUGUAUGCUUUUCUUGAAGAAGAAGAAUAAAAGCACCUUAUUUUGAGAAGUUUUUGUUAGCAGGCAGUGGCAUGAUUAAGCACCUUAAAUCUUGUUUCUUUGGCAACAUUAAAACAAAACCAUUAUAAAUCA